Schizosaccharomyces japonicus yFS275 is the source of this 4719-nucleotide messenger RNA. Its product is annotated as ATP-binding cassette transporter abc1. Gene Ontology annotation, biological process: transmembrane transport. Gene Ontology annotation, cellular component: cytoplasm; membrane. Lineage: Eukaryota; Fungi; Ascomycota; Schizosaccharomycetes; Schizosaccharomycetales; Schizosaccharomycetaceae. The transcript has a single exon. The coding region runs from base 210 to 4529 and encodes 1439 amino acids. The record is from RefSeq and is a predicted model, not a curated record. Gene Ontology annotation, molecular function: ATP hydrolysis activity; nucleotide binding; ATP binding.
GGCUAGUUUUCAAUGUUGGACGCGACUGCGUACCUCUGACUGCGAACCAACCUUGGUUUUUGUCCAUUCUGAAUUCAUUACCUCGGAACACUUCCUUUUCUGCUGAUUUAUUGAGAACAAACUUUUAUUUGCAAUCGUUUACUCGUUCGUCCGACCGAAUGUAAAGUUUUCUGUCGUUUUCAUCGUUUUUAGUCAAUCCUUCGUAAAACAUGGUACUGCAGUCCUUUUCUGACAUAUACGCUCUUUUCCAUCUGUCCUUGAAACUAGAAUGGCAAAAUGUCCUGCUGUUAGCUGUUCUGCUGCUCGUAAAUGUUUAUCUUCUGGCCAGCUUUUUUAACAAAGCUUUCACGUUGGAUUCUGGCAACUAUGAACAUUUUAGUCCAUCAGGGGAUCGGAAGUUAAAUGCAUUUCUUCUUUACAUUGUGUCUUUGUGUACGUGUCUGUUUCUAACGAGCUUUACUCAACCUUUUGCUUGGACGAGACUGUUAGUCUUCGCUCAAUAUGAGAUACUCAUUGUCUACAGCUUACGCCUGCUUUCCUCCAAAUUGAAUUGGCAGCUGUUCUAUUCGGGUGUUUUUCUAUCUUGGGCUGUCGCGAUUCCAGUAGUUUAUGAGUACGCUAAAUCUUCAAGCUUUGUCGGGGUGUCGCUCACAACCGCUUUGACAAAGAUUCGUCUUUUGCAAUGUCUGUAUAUCAUGAGCACGAUUGCUCAAUGCUUCAUCCCACUUUCCUUUCCGCGAUCGCACCGCUCCUCUUUGAAAGAGUCUUUUAAACAUUCCAUAAAUCCAGAGGAGACAUGCAGUUACCUCUCUAAAUACUGUACAUACAGUUGGCUUGACGGCAUUAUCUGGAAGUCUUUCUUGUCAAUUCUUCAUUUUCGCGACAUUCCACCGUUGUCGUUAUCCAACACAACAAAGCUUUGGCGUGACAAAUUUGCGGCUGUUUCCUCAAAUAACAUUCUGACCAGAAUUCUUUUCACUUUGAGAAAAACUAUUAUAGAAAUGCUGUUUCUUGCUGUCUUGGUCAGUCUCUCACUAUUCAUUACGCCAUACGGUAUGAAGCAGCUACUUCAAUACUUUCAAUCUGGACGGGUGGACAAAGGUACGAGCCCAUUAUUUUGGACUUUUGUUUUGCUUUUCGGACCGUGUAUUGCCUCAGCUUGCAAGGAGUAUUAUGUGCAUGUUUCAAGGCGUUAUAUGCUAAGAAUUAAGGCCGUUUUGUCACAAGAAAUUUAUGAAAAGGUAUUGACCAGAAAGCUCCCACAAACAGACCACGUGGAACAAAAGCGUAAUCCAGACAGUGUGUACAAUUUAUUAUCCGUUGAUGUUGACCAUGUGGCCAAUUCGCGUGAAUUUAUCGGACUCUCCGUACGUGCUCCUUUGGACAUUACAUUGUCGCUGGUUUUUCUUUACAAUCUUUUAGGAUGGAGCACUUUUGCCGGGGCUUCACUUGCCUUUCUCUCAGCGUUCCUUCCUCUCGUAAUUGCGGGCAAAAUAUCUAAUCUUACAAGUACGCUUGGGCAGGCUAGUGAUGAACGAGUCCAAUGCGCGGCAGAAUUGCUGAAGACAUAUCGGAUAUCGAAGUACUUUGCUUGGGAGAAUGCAGCUGUCGCAAAACUUGAUAGCAAACGGAACGCGGAGUUAAAACAUUUACGCAGACUGUCGGUUUUUGACAUUAUGUUCAGCUGCCUGAUGAAGAUAUUUCCUUUAUUGAGCAUGUAUGUAACAUUUUUUGUGUUCACAAAAAUUCAACGUCGCACCCUUACUCCCGCUAUUGCUUUUACAUCCAUCUCAUUAUUUUCCGUUUUGAGAAAUCAAUCUAUCUCUGUUGCAGCUGCGUUAAGACAAAGCAUUCAAUUUUCUGUUUCAUUACGAAGAAUUAGUGCCUUUUUGGAUGAACCAACACAAAUUCGAGACGAGAUGGUGUCUUCAGGCGACUCAGUGUUUGAGUUGAGGAAUGCUUCUGUUUCCUGGCUCGCUAAUCCAAAGGAAGACGAUUUCCAACUGUCCAAUCUUUCUUUUACUAUUCCUCCGAAAAGCACUUGUCUGGUUGUUGGAAAUUCCGGUGCGGGGAAAACGACCUUGCUUCUGUCAUUUCUUGGUGAAACUUUUAUAACAAGUGGCAUUUUUAAGACACCGAAUCCGAACGUGCAGAUUGCCUAUGUUCCUCAGAUUCCAUGGUUAUUAAACGACACCAUACGCAACAAUGUCCUUUUUGGAAAUUCAUUCAACAAGGAACGAUACGAUAUGGUUCUCCAGAGUUGUGCCUUGCUACCAGAUCUGCAGAGUAUGCCAUAUCAGGACAUGACUAGCGUUGGGGAGAAUGGUUGCAACUUGUCAGGUGGUCAACGCCACAGAUUAAGUCUUGCUAGAGCUUUAUACAGUUCAGCACCAGUCCUUAUUAUUGAUGACGUGUUCUCUGCUUUGGAUGCUAAAACAUCUAAAUGGAUUUUUGAUUCCUGCUUUCGUUCUACUUUUCUUCAAGAUAGAACAGUUAUACUUUCAACUCAUAAUGUGAAAUUAUGCCGUGAUUCUGUGGAUUACUUCCUCGUCGUACGGAACGGCACAGUUCAAAUGCUUCGGCCAGAACAGUUCUCGGAAAAGAUUAAUCUCGAAACGGUAAAUGCAAAGAGUACGAGUUGUGAUGACGAUGUUAAAGAGCCGCGACAGCGCGCAUUUCACCAGGGCUUGCCCGAAGAGGAGAAGAGCUUAGAGAUUGAAGUGGCUGAGGACGUCAAUUCAUUGAAGUUGAUUUUAAGGUAUUUCAGUAAGUUCGGCUCACGAUCGUUCAUUGCAUUUACUGUAAUUUCUGUUGCUUUGUCACAGCUUUUAAAUGCGGCAAUUCAACUUUGGAUUACGAUGUCGACUGGUUCCUCAGAGAACGACGAUUCGACGGGAAAAAUCAGCGCAGACAACUUUAUGCUUGGGUACGGUAUUCUGCUUCUGAUGUUAUUUGGUGCCGAUCUGGUUCAAAGUCUGGCUUUCUUCUUUGGUGGCAUGAAUGCAUCUCAAUUACUUCACAAAGAAAUGACCAAACGGGUUUUUCAUAGCCAUAUGUAUUGGUUCAGUCAGACUCCUCUUGGAAGAAUCAUUCAACGAUUUGCGAAGGACAUUAUCGCGGUUGAUAACCUUUUGUGGUGUUCCCUCGAAGAUACUAUAAACUGCUUAAUGCUUAUCAUCGUUGGUCUUGGAAGCGUAUCCUUUGUCAUGCCGGUCUUCUUGUUUUUGGCACUCAUCGUUUCUGUCGUCGCCAUUACCAUUGGCCAUAUUUACACGAAAGCACAACGACAUCUUACCGGACUAGUUGCCGCCAAAACGUCAGUCGUCUUCAAUCUCAUGAACGAGACUAUUGAGGGUCUGGCAGUUAUCCGUGCUUUUAAGAAAAUGGAGUAUUUUGCAAAUAUGAAUAUUCUCAAAUUGGAUAACAUGAUUGCGGUGCAGUAUAUAUCAAUUGCCAUUAACCGAUGGAUCGCCGUCCGUUCAGACGGAAUAAGUGGCAUCGUGGGUUUUCUCGCCGGCGUGAUUGCCCUUAUGAGCAAGAAUAUAUCGGCGGAGUAUGUCGGUUUCUCACUGAAUGGCGCUGUUGGUUUCAGCACUAUCAUAUUGAUCUUUGUUCGUGCAAGCAAUGAGUUACUAACUCUAACGAACAACUACGAACGGGUUGAAGAGUAUACAAUGUUACCCAUGGAACGGCCGGAGAAGGAUGAAUUGAAGGCUUCACUUGAGCUUUCGAUGGAAAAGCAAUGGCCUCCUCAUGGAGGAAUUCGUUUGAAGAAUUACUCUGUGAAGUACUCACCCAAUGCAAAAAGCGAUGUCUUGCAUGGUUUAAACGUUACCAUCCAACCCGGUGAGAAGGUUGCUGUUGUUGGCAGAACCGGUAGUGGAAAAAGCACCUUUGCGCUGAGUCUCUUACGAUUUACCGUUCGCACUGAGGGAAUCUUGACGAUUGACGGUGCAGAUAUUGAAAAAAUGGAUCUUACCAGGUUACGAAAGGGUAUAGCUUUGAUACCCCAAGAUCCUGUUAUGAUGGCCGGCACUAUUCGUAGCAACCUGGAUCCACUAAACGAGUUUGACGAUAGUGAUUUGUUCUCAGCAUUAGAUGCAAGCGGCGCUAGUGAUAUCCUAGCAAAUGACUUUCAGUCCCCAUCCGAAAAGAAGCUCCGAAGCUCGAUAAUGGACAUGCCUGUGAAGCAAUCUGGCCGCAACUUUUCCCAAGGUCAGAGACAAAUUCUUGCGCUUGCGAGAGCAAUUGUCCGGAAGCCUCGGAUUAUCAUUUUGGAUGAAUGCACUGCUUCGUUAGACGACAAUGCAGAUUUACAACUGCAAAAAAAUCUGCGAACCGUCUUUCGAAGCGCUACUGUCAUAUGCAUUGCGCAUCGUAUUUCCACCAUAUUGGAUUAUGACAAAGUACUGGUUUUAGGCGAAGGACGUGUUUUAGAAUACGACUCUCCACAUAACCUACUUUCUCUUAAAAAAGGUACAUUCUAUGAACUUUGUCUCCAGAGCAAUGUUGUUUCAGUAAAGGCUUAAAAUUGGCUUGUCACACUCUCUCAUUGCCAUUUUUUUUCUUUCUCGUUUAUUCCGUUUAAUACUUCUUUAUUGUUUCUUGUUUUUUUUAACCUUUAGAAUUCUCAUUAUUCCAUUACGUUCAUUCAAUAAGCAUUUCAUACAUGAAGCACGAUGUAGUUUGUUAUGGACAGACAAUUAGCAAAAGCUUGAC